Molecule: messenger RNA, 2052 nt
Organism: Biomphalaria glabrata
Lineage: Eukaryota; Metazoa; Mollusca; Gastropoda; Planorbidae
Product: collagen alpha-1(V) chain-like
Exons: 2
Coding region: 1-2052 (683 amino acids)
Source: RefSeq, a predicted model, not a curated record
AUGCAAGGACCUGUUACUAACCAAGGACCUGUUACUAACCAAGAACCUGUUACUAACCAAGGACCUGUUACUAACCAAGAACCUCUUACUAACCAAGAACCUGUUACAAUGCAAGGACCUGUUACUAACCAAGAACCUGUUACUAACCAAGAACCUGUUACUAACCAAGAACCUGUUAAAAUGCAAGGACCUGUUACAAUGCAAGGACCUGUUACUAACCAAGGACCUGUUACUAAGCAAGGACCUGUUACUAAGCAAGAACCUGUUAAAAUGCAAGAACCUGUUACUAAGCAAGGACCUGUUACUAAGCAAGGACCUGUUACUAAGCAAGGACCUGUUACUAAGCAAGGACCUGUUACUAAGCAAGGACCUGUUACUAACCAAGAACCUGUUAAAAUGCAAGGACCUGUUACUAACCAAGGACAUGUAACUAAGCAAGGACCUGUUACUAACCAAGGACCUGUUACUAAGCAAGGACCUGUUACUAAGCAAGGACCUGUUACUAAGCAAGGACCUGUUACUAACCAAGGACCUGUUACUAAGCAAGGACCUGUUACUAACCAAGGACCUGUUACUAAGCAAGGACCUGUUACUAAGCAAGGACCUGUUACUAAGCAAGGACCUGUUACUAAGCAAGGACCUGUUAAUAAGCAAGGACCUGUUACUAAGCAAGGACCUGUUACUAACCAAGGACCUGUUACUAAGCAAGGACCUGUUACUAAGCAAGGACCUGUUACUAACCAAGAACCUGUUAAAAUACAAGGACCUGUUACAAUGCAAGGACCAGUUACUAAGCAAGGACCUGUUACUAACCAAGGACCUGUUACUAAGCAAGGACCAGUUACUAAGCAAGGACCUGUUACUAACCAAGGACCUGUUACUAAGCAAGGACCUGUUACUAAGCAAGGACCUGUUACUAACCAAGAACCUGUUACUAACCAAGAACCUGUUAAAAUGCAAGAACCUGUUAAAAUGCAAGGACCAGUUACUAAGCAAGGACCUGUUACUAACCAAGGACCUGUUACUAACCAAGGACCUGUUACUAACCAAGAACCUGUUACUAACCAAGAACCUGUUAAAAUGCAAGGACCUGUUACUAUGCAAGGACCAGUUACUAAGCAAGGACCAGUUACUAAGCAAGGACCAGUUACUAACCAAGGACCUGUUACUAACCAAGAACCUGUUACUAACCAAGAACCUGUUAAAAUGCAAGGACCUGUUACUAACCAAGGAGCUGUUACUAACCAAGGACCUGUUACUAAGCAAGGACCUCAAGGACCUGUUACUAACCAAGGACCUGUUACUAAGCAAGGACCUGUUACUAAGCAAGGACCAGUUACUAAGCAAGGACCAGUUACUAAGCAAGGACCUGUUACUAACCAAGGACCUGUUACUAAGCAAGGACCUGUUACUAAGCAAGGACCUGUUACUAACCAAGAACCUGUUAAAAUGCAAGGACCUGUUACUAACCAAGGACAUGUUACUAAGCAAGGACCUGUUACUAACCAAGGACCUGUUACUAAGCAAGGACCUGUUACUAAGCAAGGACCUGUUACUAACCAAGAACCUGUUACUAACCAAGAACCUGUUAAAAUGCAAGAACCUGUUAAAAUGCAAGGACCAGUUACUAAGCAAGGACCUGUUACUAACCAAGGACCUGUUACUAUGCAAGGACCUGUUACUAUGCAAGGACCUGUUACUAACCAAGGACCUGUUACUAACCAAGGACCUGUUACUAUUCAAGGACCUGUUACUAACCAAGGUCCUGUUACUAUGCAAGGACCUGUUACCAUGCAAGAACCUGUUACUAAGCAAGGACCUGUUACUAUGCAAGGACCUGUUACUAUGCAAGGACCUGUUACUAACCAAGGACCUGUUACUAAUCAAGGACUUGAUACUAUGCAAGGACCUGUUACCAUGCAAGGACCUGUUACUAACCAAGGACCUGUUACUAUGCAAGGACCUGUUACUAUGCAAGGACCUGUUACUAACCAAGGACCUGUUUCUAAGCAAGGACCUGUUACUAAGCAAAGACUUGUUACCAUGAAAUGA